AUGUGUGAGGCUUUACCAGUUCGUGAUCCAGGAGAGGAAGGCAGACAGUUUUUGCAGGGCUUCUCCGAGUUUGUCUUAAAGACAGAUGGAAGCAGGCAGUCCAGCCAGACAGAUUCAGGGAUCCAGAGGUCCAGAGGCAAAACAGAGAGGAUAUCCAGGCAGGCAGAGUACUAUGCUAUUUGCUGCAAGCCCCUGGUCUAUCGGAACAAAAUGACACCCAUGCGAGUGGCUUUAAUGAUUGGUGGCUGCUGGGUCAUCCCCACUUUCAUCUCUUUCCUUCCCAUCAUGCAGGGCUGGAACAGCAUCGGCAUCGACCAACUGAUUAAGGAGAGGCGCCACAACGAAAGCAGCAACUCCACAUCUUGUGUUUUCAUGGUUAACAAACCAUACGCCCUCACCUGCUCUUCGGUGGCCUUCUACAUCCCUCUGGUCCUCAUGGUGCUGGCUUACCAGAGGAUCUACAUCACAGCUCGAGCCCACGCCCUGCAGAUCAGCAUGCUACAGAGAGCAGGUGGGGCUGGCGCUUGCACUCCUGGUACCUCAGGUUCCAGCCCAGGAGUGGGUGCGUCGUCAGAGUCUGCUGACCAUCAACGCAACCACCGUAUGCGGACAGAAACAAAAGCAGCAAAGACUCUAUGCAUCAUUAUGGGAUGUUUUUGCCUCUGUUGGGCUCCGUUUUUUGUCACCAAUGUGGUGGAUCCAUUUAUAGGCUAUACAGUUCCUGAACAGCUGUGGACCGCCUGCCUGUGGCUGGGUUACAUAAACUCCAUGCUGAACCCCAUUCUCUACGCCUUCCUCAACAAAUCCUUCCGCCGUGCCUUCCUCAUCAUCUUAUGUUGUGGGAGGAAGAGGUAUCGCAGGCCGUCCAUUAUGACAUCUGCCACUACUUGCACAGCCACACAGAUCAACGGUUCAACACAUGUACUCAAUGGCUGCUCCUCUGCCUCCAAGCUGCUGCUCUGGUUCUGCAACACCAGACCAGUGCCUGUCUAGCUGCUGAAUUUCUAGGGCAUCACAAGGUUCUUUCAAGUAUUCUGUUCUUCACAAUGGAAAUCACAAAGAGCAGAAGAAAAAGUCUCUGCACGCAAACAUUGGCUCCCGCGAGUCCUGCUUGUGACCAUCGCAAC
This is a messenger RNA of Cyprinodon variegatus (sheepshead minnow), 1127 nucleotides long. RefSeq names its product 5-hydroxytryptamine receptor 4-like (gene htr4). Gene Ontology annotation, biological process: adenylate cyclase-activating adrenergic receptor signaling pathway; chemical synaptic transmission; regulation of appetite. The transcript has 5 exons. Gene Ontology annotation, cellular component: plasma membrane. The record is from RefSeq and is a predicted model, not a curated record. Lineage: Eukaryota; Metazoa; Chordata; Actinopteri; Cyprinodontiformes; Cyprinodontidae. The coding region runs from base 1 to 993 and encodes 330 amino acids. Gene Ontology annotation, molecular function: G protein-coupled serotonin receptor activity.